This is a messenger RNA of Medioppia subpectinata, 576 nucleotides long. The record is from the annotation of a GenBank genome assembly. NCBI's taxonomy places the organism in Eukaryota, Metazoa, Arthropoda, Arachnida, Sarcoptiformes, Oppiidae.
UACGUUAAGAGACAGUUCGCCAAAUGCCUGACCAUUACUGAGAAACGAUCGCUAAUCUAUUUAUUGAAGUCUCUUGUCAUCCGAAACCGAAAGGGACCGGUGGCCGGACUUUACUGUUGGAUAGAAAGCAAAUGUUUGACUCUUUUUUACGAAGACAAUGGAAAAAGAGUUCAGAAGAAGAUUGAUAUAAACGAAAUUGGAAACCAAGACAUAAAUCAAUUGCUAUUAAAAGUGGUUCACUUCAUGAACAUUGAUGGAGAAGUGGAGGAAAAGGCUAAACAAUUACAUCAAAUGCUAAUUAUUUUCAAGGAAGCGGUUAAUGAUCCAGAAUUUAUGCCACAAUUACUGGACAUCGAUAAGUGGAUUGAAACUGAAUAAAUAUUACGUUUAUAUAAUCAAUGGUUACAUGAUUUGCAUUUAUUAUUUACUGAUUUCUAUAGAGAAUACAUAGAUUUUUUCACAAAUCCCGUAAACAUAUAAUAAAUCCCAAAAUUUAUUUAAUUACUUAUAAUUAUUAAUUGAUUUAAAUAUUUGACAAAAUUAUGUUCAAAAUGCCUUUAAUAAACAGUUGACACA